This is a messenger RNA of Tigriopus californicus, 1708 nucleotides long. RefSeq names its product zinc finger protein OZF-like. Bases 19 to 1665 code for a protein of 548 amino acids. The record is from RefSeq and is a predicted model, not a curated record. The transcript is spliced from 2 exons. Lineage: Eukaryota; Metazoa; Arthropoda; Copepoda; Harpacticoida; Harpacticidae.
CAGAGAUUCAUUUUGAGCAUGGAUUUGGGCGGGGUCGAGGCUUGGGCGGGUUGGUUUUUAGCUUGCUGGCGCGACAUGGAGGGUCCGCCCCUUGAGCCAGACCUGAUCUUUCACACGCCCACGGGUCCCGUGGGCUCGUAUCUACUGGUUUGGCUGGGCCUCUCGCCCACCUUGCACACCUACCUCCAAACCGUCCCGCCCACCCCAGACACGCUCCAUGUGAGUUGGCCGGAUGUGUCGGCCUCGGAUUUGCGGGCAUUCUGCCAUGAAUUGCUCCUGAGCCACCCGCCUGAUCACAGCCUGUCCGUCCCGCCCACCAUUCACGCCCUCUUGGCCCCCAUGCCCCAGUUCAAGCGAGCCGAGCGGGUGAUGCGGGUGGACCAGGUCGUGCGUCGGGCCAGAUCUGCGGGUGCCAAGGCGGGUCCCUUCGUUUGCCGGUUGUGCGAUAAGGUGUUGUUGUCGUCGUACGCCCUAAAGUUGCAUGAGGGCGUGCACGAGGGGCGGAAACCCUAUGCCUGCACUCAAUGUCAACGCUCCUUCUCGCAAAAAUCUCAUUUAACGGUCCAUGGGCGGUCCCAUGACGGCGACAAGCCGUUCAUGUGCCCCACGUGCGGCCAGCGUUUUUCCAUUUCCUCCAAUUUGAAGCGGCAUUUGUUGCGGCACGAGAAAGCGGUCGAACACGGCUGGGAAGCCGACGCCUUCAAUGCCACGGCCACGGGUACGGGUGGGACCCACGACGCUCAAACCCCGUUGGAUCUCGUUGGUGGCCAGCUUCCCUGUCGUCAAUGUGAGCAAUCCUUCUCGUCUCGAUCGCAGUUGAAAGCCCACCAGAAGAUCCAUUCCGACGAUCCGCGGAAUCAGUGCAACAUUUGCGAUAGGAUCUGCAGCAACAAGACCGAGCUCAGUAAGCACACCCUCACGCACACGGGCGAUCGCCCGCAUCCUUGUGACCUUUGCGGCAAGCGAUUCGUGCAGAAAUCCCAGGCCAAUCAUCACAUGCGAACGGUGCACGCUCGUCAACUGGGCGAAAACCCUCGAAAGUAUGAUUGCCCCCAAUGUGCCAAGGGUUUCACAUCCAAGUCUAUCUUGCUCAAACACAUCAAGAUCCACACCAAUGAGCGACCCUAUCCGUGCCAUGUGUGUGGCAAGGCGUUCGUUCAAAAGGCUCACCUUCACACACAUUUAUUGAGACACACGGGUGUGAAACCAUUCUUGUGUGGAGAUUGCGGGAAAUGCUUUACGACCCAAUCGAAUCUGCGGGAACACAUCAAGACCCAUUCGGGCGAGCAGAGAAAGUUCCCGUGUCCCACAUGCCCCUUGACGUAUUCGAACCCAACGGAUCUCAAGGUUCAUAUCCGACGUCAUACGGGUGAAGCUCCUUUUCAAUGCGGACAAUGCCCAAAACGAUUCCGAGCUCGCCGUCAUCUCGUUAAUCAUGAGCGGACUCACACGGGAGCCAAGCCAUUUUCGUGCCAUAACUGCCACAAGACCUUCACCACGCCCAGUGGGCUGGGUCAGCAUUUUAAGAAGCAUGACACAUGUCGACUCACGGCGUCUACAGGCGCCUUUGCUCUGGGCGGUCCGGAAGUGUCUCGCGUGGAAGUUGUGUCCGAAAUAAUAAACCCAGUUCGCGUGGAACCUAUGGAACCACCAAGCUUGAUUUAGUAGUGACUGGAUUAAGAUGUAGCUCUAUUUUGUUUUCCUUAGA